Messenger RNA from Carya illinoinensis, 1275 nucleotides. RefSeq lists its product as uncharacterized. Lineage: Eukaryota; Viridiplantae; Streptophyta; Magnoliopsida; Fagales; Juglandaceae. The transcript has 2 exons. The record is from RefSeq and is a predicted model, not a curated record. Bases 1 to 1275 code for a protein of 424 amino acids.
AUGGACAAGAAUUGGAUGCAUGUGCCAGACAGGUUUACUUCAUGUGAAUACAAUGAAGGGAUUAAUAAUCUCCUCACCAUGGCAAAAGCCCAUGCACCUGGAAGAACUACCAUAAGGUGUCCAUGUAGGAGAUGUUGUAAUAACCUAUUCCUACCAUUCAAUGAAGUCGAAGAUCAUCUAUUUAUGAUAGGUAUUGAUCCAAGUUAUACACACUGGAUUUUUUAUGGGGAGGGUGAAAAUUGGAGUGUUAAUUCGUCAUCUUUUGAUGAUGAUACAAAUGUUCAAUCUCAUAAUUUUAUUGAUGAUAUGGAUGAGAUGAUAGAGGACACCCAAGCUGCAUCAUUCAUUGACCUUGCAUUCGGUGAAAGUGGUACUGCUUUAGAGCCACCCAUGAGUGAUUGGCAAUUGAAAACAUUUGACCAGUUGUUUGAGGAUGCAAGACUUCCUCUUUAUCCAACUUGUGAGAAGUUUUCUAAGCUCUCAUUUAUAGUAAAGUUGCUUCAUAUCAAAACUGUUGAUAAAGAAGCUUGUUCUAAAUGCGAGGAGCCAAGGUGGGUGUCAACUAGAGGAAAAAAAGGGAAGAUUCCCCAUAAGGUAUUGCAAUACUUUCCUCUCAAGCUGAGGUUACAAAGGCUUUUUAUGUCUAAGAAUAUAGCAAAGUCCAUGAAAUGGCAUAGAGAAGAACGAGUUGAUGACCAUAGUACCUUAAGGCAUCUUGCUGAUUCUAAGAUGUGGAGACAAUUUGAUAAACACCACACUUGGUUUGCCCAGGAUUCUUGCAAUGUCAAACUGGGGCUAGUUAGUGAUGGGUUUAACCCGUUCAAUAAUAUGAGCAAACCUUAUAGCAUAUGGCCAGUUAUACUCGUGCCAUAUAACUUGCCUCAUUGGUUAUGCAUGAAAGAGCAAUACUUAAUGCUCUCCUUGCUCAUUCCGAAAUCACCAGGAAAUGACAUCGAUGUUUAUUUGCAACCUUUAGUGAAUGAACUAAAAGAGCUAUGGGAGGAUGAUGUAGAUAGCUAUGAUGCAUCAAAGUGUGAACACUUUCGCUUACAUGCUACACUAUUGUGGACUAUUAAUAACUUUCCUGCAUAUGCCAAUCUUUCUGGGUGGAGCACAAAGGGAAAGAUGGCUUUCCCAUCAUGCAAUGAGGAUAUAAAUUCCAUGUGGUUGAAACAUGAUAGAAAAUACUGUUACAUGGGUCAUCGUCGCUUCUUGCCAUCUGCCCACCCUUGGAGAAAGAAAAAGGCGGCAUUCAAUGGAAAUGAGGAGAAUUGA